UCAGGGCAGCUACAAUGCUCUUAAACUCAUCUGCUGUGUGAUCCCUCGAAAAAAUCGCCCCAGUACAGAGCAGCUCAUAGUACGGCUCUCACUGCCUUUACUUUCGGCUUGUUUCGCCCCAUCUCCGCGCGCGCCACGCACCCAUGAAGAGACGUCAAGUGUUACAUGUUUGAAAUCCAAAACCUCCGACUUUCACAUGCUGAAAAAGGACUCCGCUGCUCGCGCGCGCGGCACCGCUGUGUCUGUGCACUAGACUGCAAAGACAAACUCUUGGUGGUUGCGCAGGGGAACGCAGAACAGCUCGCUUUUCUUUUUAAAAAGAUAUAAGACUUAAAAAGCCAAACUGGCUCACGUCGUUCCCAACCAGACCAGUUUGACAGCUGCUCUUCAGCCCGCUUGGAGGACUGUCAGCAGCAAGAGGAUGGCAUCAGAACUGGCAAUGAGCAACUCCGACCUGCCCACCAGUCCCUUGGCCAUGGAAUAUGUUAAUGACUUCGAUCUGAUGAAGUUUGAAGUGAAAAAGGAGCCGGUGGAGCCCGAUCGCAACAUCAGCCAGUGCAGUCGCCUUAUCGCCGGGGGAUCAUUGUCUUCCACCCCGAUGAGCACGCCUUGCAGUUCGGUGCCCCCCUCUCCAAGCUUCUCUGCGCCCAGUCCGGGCUCAGGGAGCGAGCAGAAGACGCACAUAGAGGACUUCUACUGGAUGUCCGGUUAUCAACAGCAGCUAAACCCAGAGGCACUGGGCUUCAGCCCCGAGGACGCAGUUGAGGCUCUCAUCAACAGCAGUCACCAACUCCAGUCUUUCGAUGGCUAUGCCAGGGGCCAGCAGUUCCCCGGAGCGGCCGGUGCAGGGGGCGCCAUGGCCGGUGAGGAGAUGGGCUCUGCCGCGGCCGUGGUCUCUGCAGUGAUCGCCGCGGCGGCUGCACAAAACGGUGCACAACAUCACCAUCAUCAUCACCACCACCACGCCGGUGCGCACCACCAGCAGCCCGGCGUACAGUCCAGCAGCGCCUCGGCUCCGGGGCACACGCACAUGCGCAUCGAUGAGCGCUUCUCCGAUGAGCAGCUUGUCACCAUGUCCGUGCGCGAGCUCAACCGGCAACUACGAGGGGUCGCCAAAGAAGAAGUGAUUAGACUGAAACAGAAGAGAAGAACCCUCAAAAAUAGAGGCUACGCGCAGUCCUGCCGCUUCAAGCGCGUGCAGCAGCGGCACGUCCUGGAGGGAGAGAAGACCCAGCUCCUGCAGCAAGUGGAGCACCUCAAACAAGAGAUCUCCAGGCUGGUCCGGGAGAGGGACGCGUAUAAGGAGAAGUACGAAAAGCUCAUCAGCACCGGCUUCCGAGAAAACGGCUCGAGCAGUGACAACAAUCCCUCGUCCCCGGAGUUUUUCAUGUCAUCAAGAAAAUUCCUGCACCUGUGAUCCGAGUCACCUCGUCUGCACACUGGAUUCUGAGAUGGCAGAGCACUGAAGCAGUGAUGACAUCACAGCGGCUGACCAAUCGCUCCAACCCACCUACAAAGCACAACAUUCAACUCUGAUGCUCAGAAAUCCUUCGACUCUACAGAGAAACUCUGUAGGACUCCGUCACCCUUCCUGGCCGUUGGCUCCAGAUUUUUUGUAGAAAAUACAGAGAACCAAUGUUGGAAUGACUACUGUCUACUCAAGGGGAGACCAUGAUGCAUGCUUCUGUAAAUACAUCUUCUCCUGAUACAGAAACAUUUAUCCUAAUGAAAAACUCAAACUUUGGAUGGUGUGAGAAAGUUUUAGCCAAAGGCUGGCUAGUAAUCAUGUCUUCUGAAGAUAUUUGGACAAGGACAUUGUACAACCCGUUGUAUCUUCAGUUGUCUUCCACCCCAGUAGACCCUCUGCUUCAUGUAAAUAGGAACAAGUAAAUAAAGCAGCAUGGACAGUAGCCCAAUACUCACCUAAAACCUUUUAGCAUACAUUUAAAUACUUUUAGAAAUACUUGUUUUCUUAGAACGACAGAAAUACCAAUAUGUAUACUCAUUUUAUUUAAAUCAAAGUAAAGUCAUUAAUUUCAGAUAGUGCUGAAGACCUCAUCCCAUCAGAGCAAAGCCACACACUGACCCAUGGACGUGUUUAUAUUUCAAUUCUUUUGAAACUGGUUCAUGUUUUUUUACACUUUGCAAUACUGUGAGGGUGACAACACAAGAUUCAAGUUAACCCUUGCAUGGUUUAAAUAUCACUUGGAUCUGGAGCGACCUUGUAGGGCAUUCUUCUAUGAACUAUGAAGACUACGAAAUGGAGUCAGUGGUAACAAUGUGCGCCAAGGAACGGACAGAUGACACUGGCCAGGACUAGAAAGCUUGUGAUGGAAAAGGCGGGCGGCUCACCUUCAGCAGUGCAUCCUCUACCUCUCAGUAUGUGCUGGGCAUCAGGGCUCCAUGACACUGUCCCUCAGCCCGCUGCAGACCCCAGUGGACCUGAUGGACACACACAACAACAGGGAACACAAUCUCACACAGCGUAUUACACCCUUUUACUAAAAUACUUCCACUGCUGUAUAUAUGUACACUAUGUAAAGUUCAAGAUGCUGUACUUUGCAUGUUGAUUUCCAGAGGGAUCAAGCCCACAGGCAACUCACAUCAUCUGUUUAAAAAAAACAAAACAGAUGAUAAUCCAAACUUUGCUUAAACAAUAAUCCAAUUAGGUUCAUAAGGUACAUACAUAAACUAAUUCUCCUUCUUUUGUCCUUUUACUUUAAUGAGUAGAUUGUCCAUUGAAUACUGAAAAGCAUGUGAACAUGGAUGCUAAUGUCAAACUGAAGACCGAUGUUUGGAACAUAACGUGAUGUGGUCAUGUAAGGGCAAUUCAGUUAAGAGAAAUAAGUGUCCCGCGGAUUGCUGUCAACCCCCGUCCUUUCAUCCCCUGUCAAAAACACAGAUAUGCAGUGAGUCUGCCAGGAAAGUCCUGGAUCAGAGCAGGUCAGAGGGAUCCUGCAGAGGUCUUUGGAGAAAGGAAAGACAAGAAACUUGGAUCCUGCCCAAAGUUGAAAAGUCACAGGAGUGUGCCUGUCUGAUCUCUGUCUCUCACAAAGGCACUUCCUCUGAGAGGGUGGGUGACCUUUGACCUCAGACAUGUGGAGGCUCUGUGGGCCGGGUGAGCUGAUGUCCUGCUGGGGUUAACUUUGUGUUAAUGAGCAGACCACAGCUCAGACCACAGCUCAGCAGAUGUGCAGUCUGUGCUUUAGGACCUGCUGCCCUUGUGUCCUGUUCACUCUUUAACAUCCAUCUACUCCAGAUAUGUAGCACUGUAGCAAACAAUAAGGUCUGUACAAAUCUCUGCCCCUGUUGUGAGAAAAAAAUAUAAUAAACCAUAAUAAUCAUAAUAAUAAUAAAAAAAAAAACGAAUACCAAUUGAUGUUUAAUAUUUUUGUAAUACUGUACACCACUAAACUAUUACUCAAAUGGAACAAAUAAAGCCAAACCAAAAAACAAAGCUACAAGAUAAAUGUGUCGAUGCCACUGCAGUUUUCUGAUCCUCGCCUAUUUUCAACAUAGUGUAAAUCUGUAGGCGGCAUCAUCUGAACUGUUCUUGCCCUUUCACCCAAGCCUCAUGUAGGCUUCUCCCUGUCCUGACCCGAAACAGAUUUAGCAACUGCCUCGAUGUGAACACACUGCUCAAACACAGCAAAGGCAACAGCAGCUCCCUCGGCCCGCUCACCUACACACACUGUGCUAAUCUAAACGGCAUGGCUGUAUGUAAACAGAUCCCCGACAUAAUGGGAUUGUUCAGUGUGCAAACAAUAAGCUGUUAGAGUAAUCACAGGUCAAAGAUAUAUUACCCAGAGGGCCACGCUGUAGGUAUAUUAACAUGAUGGAUAUGGGCACAGGCGGAGGGGGUAGGGAUGGAGAGGAUAUAGUGCACUACUAAUUCAGAUUUACCCUAUAGGGCCCCAGCCAGAUUUUUUUUUUGUCUGAACAACCUUUACUGGGGCCCCACGUAAUCUCUCUUCCUCCGCCUCUUUCUCUCAUCUCCUCACCUCUCAGAUCUCAUCUUUAUACAGUGUUUUGCCACAAGCAGCUCUCUCUCAAAUUCCCCUCUGUUCUUUGGAGUAAUAAUUUCCUUUAACAAAUGAUCUCUGCUUCUCUGUGGCAGGCUAAGAAUAGGAUAAGUACAAUCUUGUUUUUGGAUUAAACAAAGAAGGAUGUAAGAUGGGAACAGCGAGGAACUUUUGUCUGAUUUAAACGGUUACGGUUCGAGUGAUGAAGAAACAAUUUGUCAAGUCAGGGUCAGGCUGGUGAGUGGGUCAAAGGAUUACAAUAAGGCAUCCCUAAGUCAACUGUUCUGACCCUGGCUUACCCGCACUGUCUGGAAACAUGGCUCUGAUUCUUACAUUUACAAAACAUCUACAUUUUGCCAUUAAAAAAAAACCCAUACUAUAUACAAUUUAUCAUUUGAAGAAGAAAAAGUAAAUCAAACAAAAGAAAUGCACAUAGAUUAGUUGUUCCAUGUCUGAAAUAAACACCUCCUUAUGUCGCAAAGCUAGUGAGGGAUGCAUUACCUUACUCUUUCCCUCAUUGGUCAUCACAUAAGCCUCUGAGUGAACAGUUAACCAUCAAGCCCCCUUUGUGAAAUGAGAUGGGCUCCGAGAAGAUUUGGUGGUGGACCAAAUGAAUAGGAUUAACCAAAAUGCCUCAAUUGGAAUAAAUGCACCACGCUGACCACUGUGUAAUACCUCUGACAACUGCUGUAAACCAAAUCUUUUGCAUCCGAUGAGCUAAUGGAUCAUUUAGGUCUGAUUAUCUGGGGAGAAAACUACUCAAAUGGCUGUGCAAGAUUAAAAGAGGCACUGCAUGGAAGCUGAUGCAUUUCCACCAUAUAGCUGGUUCUCCAUAUAAAAAUAAAUAAAUGUGGAAUAAUAUAUCGCCACAAGCCAUGGACAGGUGGCAUUUCAGGCUGCACCAUUUAGCUGUGCAGUCUGGUUUGUGACAGCUUGAUUUAGUCUGCAGUGCCAGAGCCAGAAGAAAGAAAAACUCUCUGAUUGGUUUGAAACAACUGAUAAGGAAUAACAUCAACAAGACUGAAAACAAUGUACACAAAAUCAUGGUCAGACGGCCAAGGCAGUUUGGGAGGUAUGGCAGUUGAUUUAUGUUGAUAGUGCCUUCCAAGUGUGUGUGAGUGUGCGUGUGUGUGCUUUGCAUGUGUGUGUGUGUAUGUGUAGGAUAGCAGUUUGUCUUUAGGGUGUAAAAUGGAGAUUAGAGGAGCUCAAGGGGAGACGCCUGGAGGCCUGCUGUUCCACCUGCUGUGAUUGGCGUGUAAUCUCUCAGUUUCAGAGAAGUGAAAAGUUUGUGCAGUCCACAAAGUUGUGCAUGCAUCCCUCUGGCCCCCUACAGAGCAGAGAGUGUGAGGCAGCAGGGUAUAACCAUAUGCUAUCAAAGUCUUCUUCAAAGGCCCAAUCUUUAGUCCACCAAAUUAUACGGUAUGAUCACAUGUACCAGACAACAACAGGAGGCAGAGUCCUGUUCUCUAAAAAAAAAUCCUGUUGUAGUUUAAACAAUAUCACAUUUAUAUAUUAAUUAAUUCAAAAGGUCCACUCUUAGCCCGGCUGUUGGACAGUAAAAAUGUUAUUUCUUUGUAAAUGAGGCCCUUUUAUGUAACCACAGGUUAAGUUGGCCUGCUGGAUCCAGUAAACCUCCUACAUCAUUAUGUAUAGGCAGGGUCUUUGAUUAUUCAACCGUAGGCCCACGGUUGGCCCUGAUUGUCUAAGGGGCUAUAAGAGGGUAUACGAGGGGUAACUGCUUCUUGGGUCAUAUUGCUAUGGUGAUCAGCCCCUUGCCACUUGACCCUGGUGACCUCAGUUGCAGAUAAGCUUCAUGGAGAAGCGUAUUAACAUGCUCUUGGGCUGGUGCACUGCUUUAUCAAAGGCACUUCUGAAAUCAAGUGUUUAUGGAUCCCCAGUGAUAUUAGCAGUGCAGUGUAAAUGAGAUGGAGGUGGACAGAACAGCAGUACUACAGGGACACUGUGUGAAAUGUUAUUCUCACUGACUGUAAUUGAGCAAUAUCUUUAAUGUGUGCAGUAUCCUAUGCGCCGCUAUCACCUGAGACUCCAAACUCCACUCACAGUAUAUUCAAUAUGUCUUCCAGGAACACUUCCAUGAUGUAAGCUUUCAAGACGUGCAUAUGCAUAUGAUGUAAUGUAGUACUUUGCAAUAAGGUUACCUGUAGACUUUUUCUCAGAUGUGUUUCCUUUGUGUUGGACAUUCGUGCAUAUGUUUUGUAACUGUAAAAGGCCAUUCUCUGCAGUCCUCAACCAGACAAGGCAAAAGGGAGAAGGUGUCAGUGUUGUGCGUCUGCUUAGAGUCUGAUCACUGCUGAAAGAUGCUUUCAGUGUCUCCAUGAUGGAUGAUGAUAGCCCUGUGUCUCUGUACACAUCAGGGAGCCCACUGUUGUCACUGGACUGAGCGAGGGAGAGGAGAGAGAGAGAGAGAGAGAUGUGACUGCAGCUUAAUGUCCUCCUGGUGCUGUGCAUGCUCUUUCCUAUUUGCUUUUCCCUUCACGGCACGGUUAACAUUGUAAAUUAACCUUUUUGAGCCCCACGCUCAGACAGUGAAAAACACAUUGUGUUAUGCAAUUUGGUAGCAAUAGUUUGGGAUAUACUAAUUGAGCUGUUUCUAUGUAAACGGUAGGGUUUUAAACAACAGACUACUCUAUGUGCAUGUCAGGAUUACUCAUCGUGUCACUAUAAGGCUGCUUUCUGGUCUCCAUUUUAGAUGUAAAUGAAACAUUAAACACACUUGUUAUUCUUAGUUUGACUCUGUAAAUACAUGUAAAUACUAAACAGCUAUGCAUGCUACUAUACUGGCAAUUUGUUCAGGUACUUUUGUAAUCCAGGCUUCAGUUAUGGCAUGUACGUUACACAAUGAAACAUCAUUUGAAAUUUGUGAUCUCUGCUAUGGGUCGUAAACUAAUUGAGAAUGGGUCUGGCUGCAGCCGAUAGGGAGAGUGAAGCUCCACUACCUCCUCUGCUGAUGGGGUCUAAGACUUGAUUUUCAAAACCUAAACCAAACCCAAACACAUUAACCAACACUUUGUAGCUACUGGAAAUGAGUAAGUUACUUCCUUUGUUUCAAAAAUGAUUUUGUA
Molecule: messenger RNA, 7105 nt
Organism: Periophthalmus magnuspinnatus
Lineage: Eukaryota; Metazoa; Chordata; Actinopteri; Gobiiformes; Gobiidae
Gene: mafa
Product: MAF bZIP transcription factor a
Exons: 3
Coding region: 422-1417 (331 amino acids)
Biological process (GO): regulation of transcription by RNA polymerase II
Cellular component (GO): nucleus
Molecular function (GO): RNA polymerase II cis-regulatory region sequence-specific DNA binding; DNA-binding transcription factor activity, RNA polymerase II-specific
Source: RefSeq, a predicted model, not a curated record